Penicillium nucicola is the source of this 1326-nucleotide messenger RNA. RefSeq lists its product as uncharacterized. Gene Ontology annotation, biological process: transmembrane transport. The record is from RefSeq and is a predicted model, not a curated record. Gene Ontology annotation, cellular component: fungal-type vacuole membrane. Gene Ontology annotation, molecular function: transmembrane transporter activity. The coding region runs from base 1 to 1326 and encodes 441 amino acids. NCBI's taxonomy places the organism in Eukaryota, Fungi, Ascomycota, Eurotiomycetes, Eurotiales, Aspergillaceae. The transcript is spliced from 4 exons.
AUGGAACCCAAAGACUAUCCUCCCAGUUUCACUAGUCGCAGUACAGACUUUGUAUCUUCCGACCAACUGUCCGACAGCAGAAUUAUCAUCGAUGAUGAGAAGCUACCUCCUGUUGAUGGAGGCUCGCAGGCAUGGCUAUUUCUUAUAGCGUCAGCUAUGCUUGAAUCUCUAGUAUGGGGAUACGCUUUUGCCUUUGGAAUCUUUCAAGACUACUAUAGCUCACACCCGCCAUUUGCGGGGUCCGGACACAUUGCGAUCAUUGGAACUUGUGCUAUGGGAAUUGCGUAUCUCAUUGCUCCAUUAGCGAUCGUUUUCAUGAUUUUGGUGCCUUCAUGUGCUCGGUGGGUAUCUACCGCUGGAGUUUGCAUUAUGUGCUUUUCUUUGGCAAUGAGCUCUUUUUCCACCAACGUGACACACCUCAUCUUGUCACAAGGAAUUGGUUUCGGAACUGGUGGCUGCUUGGCCUAUACCCCUACCAUUUUGUUCAUGUCAGAGUGGUUUGCCAAGCGCAAGGGUCUCGCUUUCGGAAUUGUCUGGGCUGGGUCCGGUAUAUCGGGUAUCAUCUUCCCACUAGCCAUCCAGUGGCUCCUUGACCAGUAUGGAAUCAAUGCAACACUCCAGAUCUCAGCAGUGACUUUGUUCCUUCUCGCCGCGCCUUUCCUAUAUUUCCACCGACCUAGAGUCCCCAUGAGAGAGGUUGCGUACCACAGGCUUGACUUCCAUUUCUUAUACGACAAGACUUUCAUCAUCUAUCAGCUCGGAAAUACCCUGGAAGCAGUUGGAUUCUUCCUACCGACAAUCUAUCUCCCAUCAUUCGCACGCAGUCUCGGUGCCAAUGACUUCAUGGCUUCUCUCACCGUGACCCUGGUCAACCUAACAACUGUCUUCGGCUCCGUGUGCAUGGGGUUCCUCUCUGAUAGGUAUCAUAUCACAACCUGUAUCCUAAUCUCAACCGUCGGAACCGUCUUAUCAGUUUUCUUCCUUUGGGGCUUCGCAACCUCCAUCGCACCCUUAUACAUCUUCUGCAUCGCCUACGGGUUACUUGCCGGCGGAUUCUCUUCCACAUGGGCAGGCGUUUCCAACGAAGUCCAACGUGCGAACCCAGCCGCAGACGCAACCGUCAUCUUCCCAUUCAUGGAAACAGGUCGAGGAAUCGGCAAUGUAGUCAGCGGCCCGCUAAGUGAAGCACUCCUCAAAGGAGACAAGUGGCGCGGGCGUGCAUAUGGUGCCUAUGGAAGUGGGUAUGGCACACUGGUAGUCUGCACCGGCACCACGGCGCUACUGGGUGGAAUCUGUGUUGUGGCGCGCCAAUUCAAGUGGAUAUAA